AUGGAAAGUGGAGGAGGAGGCGUCUCCUCGACCCUCAGGUCACAUCGCGAUGUCGACACGUCUGGUGGGUCAUACGCGUUCGCGGGAAGGGAGAUCUUCAUUCCCGGAGACUUUGACAGCAUCAACGAGGGUCUGACCCAAACAGGGAAUGGCGACAAGCUUCACAUUCAGAAUGGCAGCUACUCGUUCCACAACAUUGCUAUGGUCGACCAUCGACUGUAUGUGACGGGCGAGGAAGACACGUUCGUCAUCGGCCCUUGGAGCCUCAAGAAGAUGUCAGGCGGGCUCUUUCAGACGCUCUCACUCGGAUACAAGGCGCAGGAAGGAUUGAGUCUCCGCUUCUCGUGCAUGGCUAGUUUCUCUUCGGCAUGGAUCUUUGAGGAUUGUGAGAUCCGAGGAAUCCGUUGCCUGGUGUUUGCCAUGUUCGAAAAAUCUGACAUGAAGUUUCUUGCUUGCAACAUGGGAGGAAUGAAGGAGGAUGACGACUACUUUGCCAUCAGCGCACUAAUAGCGGACGACCAGUGA
Messenger RNA from Guillardia theta CCMP2712, 525 nucleotides. RefSeq lists its product as hypothetical. Lineage: Eukaryota; Cryptophyceae; Pyrenomonadales; Geminigeraceae. The record is from RefSeq and is a predicted model, not a curated record. The transcript has 5 exons. The coding region runs from base 1 to 525 and encodes 174 amino acids.